Messenger RNA from Esox lucius (northern pike), 3425 nucleotides. RefSeq names its product Rab interacting lysosomal protein-like 1 (gene rilpl1). Gene Ontology annotation, cellular component: ciliary basal body; cytoplasm. Lineage: Eukaryota; Metazoa; Chordata; Actinopteri; Esociformes; Esocidae. The transcript has 10 exons. The record is from RefSeq and is a predicted model, not a curated record. Gene Ontology annotation, biological process: cilium assembly. Bases 320 to 1747 code for a protein of 475 amino acids. Gene Ontology annotation, molecular function: protein dimerization activity.
AAUCUGACCACCGAAUCAGGACUGAACGACAGCGCAGGCAGGACCGCAAUGGGACGGAGUCGUGUGAUUUUAUCAAAUUUAUAAAAAAUGGAUGAAAAAAUUUUCAACUUGGGUACAAAAACGCUAUCGAUACGCAAUUAGGGACUUAUCGAAGUGAGUCAGGUUCACACAGAACGACGCGAACGACCUAAAGUGAAUAGUUUUUCCAUGGGGAGGAAGUUUGUUGUGGCGGAGGAAAUAUAAUAGCCCGGUUAUAGGGAGGGACUGCGGAAAGGGAACAGAGCGGAGGACAUCAGAAUACAAACCCACACAGCCAGCCAUGGAGGAGUUUGGGUCAGCGUUAGAAAAGAAUGUGGCUGAUUUAACAGUUAUGGACGUGUAUGACAUAGCUGCGGUUGUGGGCCAGGAGUUUGAGCGGAUUAUUGAUCAGUACGGCUGCGAGGCUCUAUCCAGGCUCAUGCCAAAAGUGGUGCGGGUGUUAGAGAUCCUGGAGGUGAUGGUCAGUAGGAAUAGCAUCAGUCCCGAAACGGAGGAGCUGAGGCUGGAGCUGGAUAAACUACGGCUGGAGAGGAUGGACCGGCUCGAGAAAGAGAAGAAACACAAAAAGGAGUUGGAGCUGGUAGAGGACGUGUGGAGGGGGGAGGCCCAGGACCUGCUGUCUCAAAUCGCCCAGCUUCAGGAGGAGAACAAGACGCUCCUCACUAACAUGUCAAUCAAAGACCCCAUGAGUGAAGAGGACCUACAGAGGCAUGAAGGUAUGUCUGAGCGGGAGCGUCAGGUGAUGAAGAAGCUGAAAGAGGUGGUGGACAAGCAAAGAGACGAGAUCCGAGCCAAAGACCGCGAGCUCACAUUAAAAAACGAGGACAUUGAGGCUCUUCAGCAGCAGCAGUCUCGUCUGAUGAAGAUAAACCAUGACCUUCGCCAUAAGAUCUCUGUGGUGGAAGCUCAGGGGAAAGCUCUCAUCGAGCAGAAGGUGGAACUGGAGGCGGGAGCUCAAGCCCGGGUACAGGAAAUGGGAGCACUCCGGCAGGAAGUGGCCCGUUUAAGAGAGCGUUUGCAAGGAGACGUGCCCCCUCAGGCUCCAGAAGAGCUUCCUCCCCAACCCCCAUCCCCUGCACAGUUCCCUGCUCCCCAGCCUGGUAGCCCCUCCUCAGAGGUCGAGUCUGAGGUGGGGGGCUGGCCAGAGCGAGAGAGAUACCCCACUGAGAUGCUGUUGGCGGGGUACGACCCUGCCCCUCGCUUCCCUUCCCUGGAUGAUGAUGAGGAGGAGAAUGUAGAGGAAGAGGCUGUGUUGCAAUGGGAGGCGAUGUGUGAUGAGGACACACCAGCUCUGUUCCAACACUUUACCAAGGAGGCGCUAUGUGACGAGGAGAUGGGAGGCCUGGACCAGAAGGACCCCAACAGGCCCAGGUUCACGUUGCAGGAGCUGAGAGACGUUCUGCACGAGAGGAAUGAGCUCAAGGCCAAAGUGUUUAUGCUGCAGGAGGAGAUUGCCUACUACAAAAGUGAAGAGGCAGAGGAUGAGACCGGCCCUCCAGCUCCUUCCCCUUCACCCGAACAACUGAGGGCGCGGCCCCGAACUGGUGCCCAGCCCGAGUCAGGAAUCAAACGCCUGUUUAGCUUCUUCUCUCGUGAUAAGCGGUGGAACUCCCAGCGGAGCGCACAGUUCGACGACAGCUUCAGCUCGUGGGCGGGGAAAGAUGAGGUGUACACGGAACAGGCCCAGGAGGCUCUGCAGCAUCUGUAGUGAAUGGCUAAUUCUUGACGACCCCCCCCCCCCCCCCCCCCAUUGAUGGUGUAGAGAACACCAUCAAUGGCCAUCCACAUACCGAGAUUCACACCGACAACACCACAAGCUCUGUGUGACAGCUGAAUCAUUCACCCCGAAGUGUUGCCUAACCACUGUAACGUUAGAUUUAACCUCCUAGUCUUUGGACUGUACUUAUUGUGGCCAGCUGCAGUGUAAUGUGAUUUCAUGACACAGCCAUUAGUAAAUGAAAGCACUCCGUGGGUUUGAGGGUGAAGAGAAGAUUUACCCACUUCUUCUGAAGUCAAACCUCCCUAAAGCCUUUAUUUAUUCCACGGUGAAACCCACAAGAAUUGACCGAUGCACAGAGUUGUUACCCAUUAUCAGAACUGGCAGACGUAAUGUAGGUACCAGCAUCAGGCUGGGUAGAAUUGUGGAAAACAGAAAGUAUGGUUGAGAGACAUAGUCAGGCUUGGUAGCCAUGUGGAGAGCAGAAAGUGUGUUUGAGAGGUUUGAGAAAGGAAGCACAUGAAAUACCCUAGAUAGAGAAUCAUGGGACACAAAUUUGAGAACUUUUAUGUUCAGAAAAGAAACAAGAUGUUUUUCACUGACUCAGUUUGAUAUCCCAGUUAGACCAGCCAUGUUCUCUACGGCAGCUAGGAGGCGCUGUAGCUAGGCCCCUCACUCUCCAGCACUAGAUAAAAGGGUGUGAACAAACUUGUUGGAUUUAAACAACUUGGUGGAACUUUGCAUAAAUGAAUGUGUUACUGGGUGUUGAGGUGGAAAAUAUGGUUGCCAUAGAAACCCAAUUCUUAAUACAACCCUUCUUAUUCAAAAGUAUGCAUCGCCAUAUACAUACUGUUGGUCUGAUGUUUAGAACACCUUUUUGAACAAUUUGCCCAAUUUAGAGAUGUUGGGGUUUUAUAUUUUGCAAAUGGUUGAUUGAAGCACAGAAUGUUGUAGUUUUACAAUGCCUUAAGGAAAGACGGUAUUUUUGUUUUGAAUGAUUUAACUACAGGCUAUUUGCUGCUGCUUUUUUUGUUUUGAGGCUUUUAGUGGUGCCUUCAGGACUAGCCAAGUGGUGUACAUAAUAUGAAGCCAAAGAUAUGCAUGUUUGGCAAACUGUAUUCGAUACAUUCAAUUGACAUGGAACCAAAUGUGAUAAGACAAAUGGACAACACUCCACUGAGAACUCAAAUGAGAAUGUUCUUAUGAAAUAUGUGGCUCAAACAUCGAGGACAGUUUGCCAAACUGUGCUAUGGCAAGAAGAAAAAUGGUUUGUUGGACGAAAGAGGUUCUGUAUACUGAGGACUAGUCCUAAUUGACCCAAUUUCUAUGAAUUAAAAACGUUAAUAAUUGCAAGACAUAAUGGUGCAUAAAUUAGGUCAAAACUUAUCAUGACUGAAGGGAUAAUCGGCAUGUAAUACAGCACAUGCUGGUGGAAACAUCUACAUCAUAUACACAUAAAGGGAAAUACAAAUAAAAAAUAUACUUCUGAAUAUAGACAUAUGCCAUUAUAUGCAAAACAUCCUCUAUUUCACACAAACCUCAUGGACUCCAUUCAAACCUGGUACAUUUGUAUUUGUAAAGAUUUAAAAUAUGAUACAUCUCACUGUUUUCAUAAAGUGUGUUGCCUUUUAUUCAGAUAUCCCCACUCAAAUAAACAUUGUGAUCCCCA